Trichechus manatus latirostris (Florida manatee) is the source of this 6181-nucleotide messenger RNA. RefSeq names its product C2 calcium dependent domain containing 4A (gene C2CD4A). The transcript is spliced from 2 exons. The record is from RefSeq and is a predicted model, not a curated record. Bases 4810 to 5403 code for a protein of 197 amino acids. NCBI's taxonomy places the organism in Eukaryota, Metazoa, Chordata, Mammalia, Sirenia, Trichechidae.
UUUUCUUUCAUGGAUUGUGCUUUUGGUGUUGUAUCUAAAAAGUUACUGCCAAACCCAAUGUCACCUAGAUUUUCUCCUAUGUUACAUUCUAGAAGUUAUAUAGCUUUGCAUUUUACAUUUAGGUGUAUGAUAUAUUUUGAGUUAAUUUUUGUGAAAGAUAUAAGGUCUGUGUUUAGACUCUUUUUUUUGCAUGCAGAUACCCAGCUGUUCCAGCACCAAUUGUUGAAAAUAAUAUCCUUUCUCCAUUGAUUGCUAUUGCACCUUUGUCAAAGAUGAGUUGAUUAUAUUUGUGUGGGUCUAUUUCUGGUCUGUCUGUUCUAUCCCAUUGAUAUAUUCGUCUACUGUUCUGCCAAUACCACACUGUCUUGAUCACUGUAGCUUUAUAGUAAGGCUUAAAGUCAAGUAGUGUCAGUUCUCCCACUUUGUUCUUCUUCAGUAUUGUGUCGACUAUUCUGAGUCUUUUGCCUUUCCAUAUAAACUUUAGAAUCAGUAUGUUGAUAGCCAAAAAAUAACCUGCUGGGAUUUGGUUUGGGAUUGCAUUGAAUCUAUAGACGAAGUUGGGAAGAACUGACAUCUUAUUAUUGAGUCUUCCUAAACAUGAACAUGGACUGUCCCUCAGCUGAUUUCUAUCUUCUUUGACUUCUUUAGUCAGCAUUGUUUCAUUUUCCUCACAAAGAUCUUAUACAUAUUUUGUUAGCUGUAUCCCUAUUUUAUUUUGGGGGGUGCUAAAUGUAAAUGAGGAGCCCUGGUGGUACAAUGGUUAAGCAUUCGGCUGCUAAUUGAAAGUUCAAACCCACCUAGCAGAGAAAGACCUGGUGAUCUGCUUCUGUAAAGAUUACAACCAAGAAAACCCUGUUGGGCAGUUCUACUAUGUCACAUGGAGUCACUAUGAGUUGGAAUCGACUUGAGGGCAUCCACAACAACAAUGUAAAUGGUGCGGUUUUUAAUUUCAAAUGCCAGUCGUUCAUUGCUGGUAUGUAGGAAAGACACUGACUUUUGUUUAUUCACUUUGUAUCCUGCAACCUUGCUAUAAUUGCUUAUUAAUCCCAGGAAGUUUUUUUGUCAUUUCUUUGGGAUUGUCUACAUAGGCAAUCAUGUAAGCUGCAAACAAAGGCAGUUUAAUUUUUUCCUUCCCAAUCUGUAUGCCUUUCACUUCCUGUUCUUGUCAUACUCCAUUAGUUAGGACUUGCCAGUAUAAUUUUGAAUAGGGGUGGUGAGAAGCAACAUCUUUGUCUUUUUCCCAACCUUAGGAGGAAAGCGUGUAGUGUCUCACCAAAAGCCUUUACAUUUUAAUAUUUUCCAUUUUCAGAAUGUUUUGAGAGACUGGUUAUUUUGUGCAUACAGUAAUGCCCCAAAUCUUUCAUACUUUUUGAAGAAAUUAGAAAUUUACAGCCCCAACUUAAAACAAAGUAUAGAUAAUGUUCUAAAACACCAUUAGCACCCUAAUGUACAACACUAUACAAGAAGGAAUUUGGAUACAAAGGUUAACCGAGAAAACGAAUGUUCUAGCAUGUCUAGUUCUUACAUUCAUUCUGGCUUGACAACAAUGAGAAGGACAACAAAACCAUUACAAACCUAAACUGCACUGAGGGAUUGACCAAUACAAACUGAGGAGUAAAACAUUAUUUCUGUUCCAAACAAAAGUCAAAAUUAGGGACACUUUUAAAAAAUUAACAACUCUUGCUUUAAAAAAAAUUCUAACUUCACACUACCCCACACUCGCACUCAAUUCCCCAACACUUGAGUUUGUAGAGAAAAGCAAAACGGAGUCAGAAAAUAAGAACAUGUGGGAGAAAGCCAGAGGAUAAUCUGUGGUGCCAGGACAGUAUAAAGGUAGGCAGUUUAACUGGGAAAAAAGCAUGAACAUGGAUGGCAGACUGUUGGAGCCAGAGGGAAGAUUCAAGGGCAUCUGGUUAGCCCACCUUCCUCAUCUGAUGGAGGGAAACAUGAGACACUGUGUCCCAGAGAGAAUUAAGGGACUUGCCUAAAGUCUCCCAAAGAGUUAAUGACUGCCGCAGCUAAAACCCACGUGUCUGGAUUCCCUGGUUAGUGUUCUUGCCAAUACUCCAUACUCUAGAAGUGUUGAAUGAGAUGGGCAAGUCAGAACACCAGCAUUUUAAUGGUUACACACUUUCUUCUUGCUUUCUUUGAUAUCCAACCCUUUAUGUACAGAGAGAGAGAGAGCACUUUAAAAUGCUGAGUCUCCUUCUACUUCUGAGAGCACCUCUGUCCUCGACGGUGUGUGAUCUAUUUAUGCCUUCUUUACAGAAUUGUUUUCUAGCUCUAUUACCGGAUGUUCCCAACCGUGAGCUCUGAACCACCACGGUCUUCCUCUGAGAAGAUGUGCCUGUUCCAGGCACAUGGCCUGACCCUACUGAAUCAUCCUCACAGGUACUAGGUGGCUCAGGCCUCUGAGCAAAGUAAAACAUAAGGCUUAAUGUGGUCACAGGGACCAGCCAUGUCCCAGAAGACAGUACAUCUCUGCUGUUUUCAAAAAAUCUUAGACAGGAAACGCUUUGAAGUGUUGCCGAAGAAGGUGCAUUAUUAAUAAAAACAAAGCAAAUCUGUUUUGCUUGACCUGGCGGAGAAAUAUUUUUAAAGGAGUCCAUGUGUGAAUCAGCUCUUCCUGGGUCAAGGGAACCUGUGUAAUAACAGCAACACCUAUCAGUGAGUAAGCACUUCUUGUGCGCCAGGCACAGUCAUGCACAUCUUUUUAACACAACAUCCCUGUAUGGUAGGUAUUACUACCCUCAUUUUACAACUUGGGCUUAGAAAGAUUAAUUAACUUGCCCAUAGUCCCAUAGCCACAAAGUUGCACAAUAGAUCUGAACCCAGGAUAGAUUCACUCCCAAGUCUCUGUUUCUUCAUCCCUACUUGACCUCUGAAACUCAGUUUUUCAUCUAUAAAAUAGGGAUAAUCAGACGUUGAGGGUUUCUGUGACAAUUCUAGAUACUCUAUGAAAACCACGUAGAGCAGGGCCUGUGUGUGUAUAUCCUAGACACAAAAUGUACAUGCCCUAUCCAGAAAUCACCAUUGCAUGACUUCAAUUUAAUUUGUUGAGCAUUAUCUGGAGAAGUAACUGAUUUGCAAGGCAGUACCUUAAGCAGAAAGAUCAUACAUCCAAACACUGAACAAAACUCAGGUCUCUUUCAGCCUGAGCACUACCUGGAAGCAGCUCUCUCAAAGAAUGAGCACAGGUUAGUUUUCAAAAGGAAAGAAAAGAGUCAGUGGGCACAGCCUAGAAAGGCCAGAUUGUUCAGGGUCCCUCCAAACCAUGAUUUCAAUAGCCCAAAUGUAUUCAGGAGUAUAUUUUCCUACUUAAAAAUCAGAACACAUGCCUUUAGAAGUGUGUUGUGAUUUUUUUAUCAAGGUACUACACAUAAACAAUAAAGUGCCCUAGUCUUUUUCUUAAUUGUUGUAAAAAUACAUAUAACACAACACUUGGCAAUUCAACAUUUUUCGGGUGUACAGUUCAGUGACAUCAAUUACAUUACUCAUGUGGUGCAACCGUCACCCAUAAUCGUUGCCAAAUUUCCCACCACCUUAAACACUCACUGCUUCCUAAAUAAUGGCUCCCCCUACAGUAUCUUAAUCUUAAAUGUACGCUAGAUGAUUUUUGUACAUAUGGAUGCAUUCCUGUAAACCCACCUAGAUUAAGAUAUGAAACAUUUUCAGCUCCCCAUAAGGCUCCCCCACACGUAGAAGGAAUUUACAGUCAACAAAGAAACAACAGCUAAAAUCAGAGCUGAAAACUGAAAGCUAGCAAGGAGCUUGGCAAGCCGGGCAAUAGAGAGGCUGGAUUCGGAGGAGGGUGUUAGGUAAGACAGACACACCUGAAUUUUGCCUUCUCCCUUCUAACAGUAGGUGUCGAGUGCUUCUGUACGUUCACAUUUAUUAUAUCCCUCGAUGCUCACAACGACUCUGAUGUAGCCAAGACUUAACCCUCCUUUGCACGUGAGGAAACAAAACUGUUUUGAGUGUUGGAAGAGAACACCCUCAGCCAAAACAAGAAAGAACUGGCUCCCUUGAACUUGCUCAGCAGAUCCAGCCACGUGGCACAGGGAAAGGUGAGGACGUGGCGUCAGGUUACCUGGCAGCGCCGUGCCCCCCCGGGCUCAUUGGCUGGCGCUGCGGACCGCGGGUAUAAAGCUCAGGCCGGCUGUCGUACCCGUCGCGCGCCCUUUGAACUUCCCAGAGGCUGCACGCCUCUCCCUGUGGGAGAGAGAGGUAGAAAGGGGCAGAGACCGACCGAUCGGACGCCGAACUUCAGGUACAUUCGGAGGGCCCAGUCGGCUUGUUUAACUUCCCAGGUGUCUCGUCUGAGGCUUUUGCGCCUAAACGAGGACAGCAAACGGCAGUUUACUGGGAGAGAUGAUAUUUUAAAUCUCGCUGAGGGCUAGAGUGCAACAGUCCAAGGAUUCAGUGAAGGACUGCACAACGCAAAGUGUCUCCUGACUCGGUAGACAGAGCGACCAAGGUUAGCCGCCAACAUUUGAAGAAUCCCUGCCUUAAGCCAGCGAGGGCAGAUCGAGGUGAAAGGAACAAGCCUCCAAGUGUACAUGACAACGGAGUGGAGACAGGACGGGACAAGAACGAUUGCUUUUAAAUCACUGAAAAAUAGUGAGCAAUAGGGACGAACAGUGCAGUCGGCCUCGCCCCGGGAAAAGCAGGAGGAAAUACUUCUAAAGGAGAAAAAGGGACAGGAAUUGUUGCGCCCCGCGGGGCUCACUCUGACGAUAGGUGUGCGCUUAGCGUUGCAGCCCAACCAGCUCCAGCUGAGGGUCGCCCCUGCCCCGCUUCUGGCGCCUCAUGUGGUGUCUGGAGCAGCUCUGCCUGGGACCCGAGCGCCUCCUGCGGCGUGGGGACUGGCUUCUCCGGGGACGGGCCCGUCGAUCCACCGCCGCCCGGCCCACUGCGUUUGCCAACGUGCUCACCCCGGACCGCAUCCCCGAAUUCUGCAUCCCACCGCGACUCGCGCCUAGUCCGGGCCCAGCUGCGCUCCGAAACUCCUGGGGCGAAGAGUGGGGGACAGAUGAGGGCGCCGGCCGCACCGACUGGGACCCGCGCUCGCAGGCCGCGCUCUCGCUGCCGCACCUGCCCCGCGCGCGCACCGCCUAUGGCUUCUGCGCGCUGCUCGAGAGCCCGCACACCCCCCGCGCCGUCGGCUGCCGCGUCAGCUUCGUGCUGCGGCCGCGGGGCCAGACGCGCAGGCAGCGCAGCGCCGUGGUCCGCCGCAGCCGCAACCCUGUCUUCGACCAGGAUUUCUGCUUCGACGGGCUCACGGAGGACGAGGUGCGCCGCCUGGCCGUGCGCGUCAAGGCCGGGAACAAGGGCCGUGGGCUGGAGCGGGGCCGCCUGCUGGGCCAGGGCGAGCUGCUGCUGGGCUCCCUCCUGCUCCUCUGAGGGCACCCUCGGGCACCGACAGCUGCUUUGUCCGAAAUAGACUUUUCUUUUCUACCCAGCUUUUCUUUUAGUCCAAUACUGGCAGAGCUGAUACUGGCUUAAUUGUCAGAGUAAAGGAUGUAAAUUUUUGCGUAGAUACCCUCUAAAUUCUUCCUCCGCAAAUGGAAUGGUGUUCAGCGGUAGUGUUCCCAGAUGCCUCUAGCCGAUCACACAUGCUUUGUUUCACACACCCUUACCGGGAAAUGAUUACAUGAAGGGCUAGAACUGAAGGGCCACUUGGCAUCUAUUUUACUCCAACCUCCUCAUUUUGAAGUUUAUUCAUUCCACAACAUCUCUUAGAAACUCUCUUAGAGACUACCUUUUGAAGCAUUAUCUGAGACCCUGAAUAAGAAAGUGAGGCCAAGAAAGGGAAGUGACGUGGCUUGUCCAAGGUCAACAGUAAAUGGUUAGUAGAGACUUCCAUCAGAUACUCUUGACUACAUCUUGCUGAAAAAGCAUUGGAGAAAUUGGAACUAUUUUAAUGUUCUAAGUUUAAAUAAUAAUUAUAUAGCUUUACAAGUAUUAACCUAUGUAAUUUAUAAAAUAACCCUUAAGAGUAGGUACUCCUAUCCCCAUUUUACAGAUGAGGAUACUGAGGCACAAAAAAGGGGCAGUCAGUGUUGGGGAUUGAAUUGUGUCCCCCAAAAAUGUGUGUCAACUUGGCUAGGCCAUGAUUCCCAGUAUUGUGUGGUUGUCCACCAUUUUGUGAUCUGAUGUGAUUAUUCUAUGUGUUGUAAAU